Molecule: messenger RNA, 427 nt
Organism: Paramecium octaurelia
Lineage: Eukaryota; Ciliophora; Oligohymenophorea; Peniculida; Parameciidae
Source: the annotation of a GenBank genome assembly
AUGUCCAUCAUAAUAUAUCCUAAUGUUUGUUUGCUUACAUUGAUGGAAACAUUUACAAAUAUAAAUAAUACUUUAAUAUAAUAAUUAGUGUUGAAGGCAUUCUAUAAUUCAAUCACCAAAUUUUCUGAUCUACUUUUCAGUAUAAAAAUAAAGCAAAUGCAACUCAGGACAAGAAUACAUAAAAAUCCCACUGAAAUGUAUGUUAAUAUAGCUGUAUUUUCUAUCAGUGUAUUGGGUCUUGAUAACAUAGUUAUUAAAUCCAAUUCUGAAGUAGUACUGAAAGCCUUGUAACUAGAAGAUAUAUUAAUGUAGGCUAGAUUUUGCAAUUCAUUAAUUACGCCUAAAGCGAAUGAUAUCAUCAAAGGCAAACUCCAAAUAAAUUGUUCCAAAAUUAAAGCACCUUGAACAAAGAGAGAAAUCUGGUUGA